This is a messenger RNA of Folsomia candida, 2428 nucleotides long. RefSeq lists its product as uncharacterized. The transcript has 3 exons. The record is from RefSeq and is a predicted model, not a curated record. Lineage: Eukaryota; Metazoa; Arthropoda; Collembola; Entomobryomorpha; Isotomidae. The coding region runs from base 265 to 2013 and encodes 582 amino acids.
UUAGCUCAUCAGUCAAAAAAAUAUUUCGUCCCUUGCUUGUUCUUAUCGUGACGUUAUUACAUAUUCAUAGAAGAAUCGUUUUGACAUUCAGUUCAUCAAAAUAAGCUAGAAGCCAUAAUUUUUUCCUGUGAUCUUCGUAUCGGAUAAGUUUUGAGACAGUUAUUACUAAAAUUAUUAUUAAUUGUAAGUAGCCUAAUCGGAUUCCAAUGUAAUAUUCAGUGGCAUUUACUUUGUAAGAAAAUUUUGGAUAAUUUUCAAAUAAAAAUGGGGCAAAGUUCGAAAUCGAAAUAUAGUAUAAAUCCCAUAUUAUUCUCCAUGAUAUUAUGCGCUGGGAUAAGUGGAAUUAACAGCUCGGAAGCAAAUGGUAGCGGAAAAGUACUCGCCCUUCAUUCCAAAACUGGAACCCAGAUAUUCAUGGCGUUCCCACCACAGCAGCGACUAACGACCCCCACAGUUAUACCUUCUCCUCUAGACGCCAGCUCCAUCGCCACUCUUUUCCGCGACAAUAAAACUGCAACGCAUCAUAUGAGUGUCAUAAUUUCUCCUUCAUCGUCAACCCCACUUGACCCCCAAGCUCUCGCUGGAUCAGAGACAGCACGGAAUGGUAAUGCUUCAAGUUUCGUUGUUCAUCGUGUCCAUCAUCAACCAAGAACUCCUCUUCUUUACAAAUAUUUACCCUUCCUACAAAAGACGCCCCCAACUAACUUCCGACACCCAGCAAUCCAACACAAUCCGAAUAAUCUUAUCCAGACUUCACCCACAAUGAGAACGGUAACAAGGUGGAAAAUUACCAGGCCGGAUGGCAGCCUCGUUGUGGAAGAUCAUGCCUCUGAAAAAGGUAAAGCAGUGACGGUAACGCCAGAAAUUUCAAAUCCUCCCGCGCAAACAUCGUCGUCUUUGGUGCCUGAAGCUACUUCCUCUGUAAAAGCUCAGUCUCCGUCACCCCGUCCUCACACCCGCCGUCGACCUCCUUCUUUAAUCCAACGGUAUCGUCACUUGGUUCGCGAAACGCAUGCAAAAUUUGAAGCCGAGCAGAUCCGCAUGAACAAUAAACUAAAAAAUCCAAACUAUUAUAACGAUCCAUUCGCUCCACGUCCUGAUCAUCAUCAUAAAAAUAAGAAACCAUAUUUUACGUUCGGCCGUCAGAAUCAAUUUCGACCACAUAAUAAUUCAACAUAUUCCUUCCGAGAACAUGACCGAUCAGCGAUAACAACUCCGCUACCUCGUCGCCCUUCUCCUCCUACACCUUCCAUCGUACCGAAGACCAUUGUAAAUUACGUCAAAUAUCCAACAUUCGAAGAUUACGUGGCACAGUUUGUUCCCACAACGACGACCCCACCCCCAAAAAUGCAAGUUGAGGAACAAAUUCUUGACGCUGUCACGGGGGAAGGACAUGACAUUUCUGUGCCCACAGACAACAAUGUUCAUCCUUCAUCUUCCAUCAUACAUCAAAAUUUUCAGUAUCCACCUGCACUAGGACGGUAUCGAAAUUAUUUUCCUCAUGCGAACUCCCAUAGCUACGCCCCCCAAGGUCUGAUGUCUCAUUCGAUACUUCCAUCAUAUCCACGUCCUGGUCAUGUCGAGAUACCUAACUCGAAAAUGGACAGCGUAAUAUAUAAAGAACCUCAAACAGUAAUUCACCAUCCUACUGUUUACAUUACAAAUGAUGCUGGAAGUGCCAUCUCAACUGGACGACGCCGCCGUCCAUCGAUAUUUAAAACGGUUAAGAAUUUUAUACCGGCGCCAUUUUUUAAGGGCGAAGAUAUCCCUUUGUUUAAAGGUUCUGAUCUUCAUGGACUCGUUCAGCCAGUAGUAACGGUAAAUCAUCCCCAACCUAAAUUUUUCUCCAAUGUUGAAAAAUCUGUUGAUACAACUUGGAGCACGAGAAAAGCCUUACAAUCCGACAUUGCGAAAGUUCUCACAUCCAGGCUAAGAUUAGGAGGAACAAUUGUACGGACAGGGACCGAGAUCCUAUCAAAUGUUAUCGAGGCCACUGCAGCACUUAAAAAAUAAUGCAUAUUUAUUCUCCAUAAUUUAUUAAACAUUUAUUUAUGGUUCAUUUGUAUACAAAUAUCUUAAUAAUCCUAAUAUCAUUACUAUAUUAAAAAUUUGACUUUUUAGGUGGUUAAUAUUGAUUUUCCAAAUUAUUGUCAUAUUCGGAUAAAUAAAUUCUUAAAAAAAAGCUUAGGUGAGGCUUGCUUAAAAGGGGAAAACAAGCUGUUAUCAUCGUGUACUAAAAUAAUGUGGUGCAUCGGUGUUUAUCCCUGGAUUUAUCAUUUUCGGUAAAUAUCCCAACAACAUAUGCACUAGGGACCAUUUGCCUCACCGCGGGCCGUGAUAAAUUGUUUAAUCGAAAUAUACCCUCUUGAUGAUAUAUUGAUAUGAAAAAUUUGCAAUAAUAAAACUUCGCCAUUAUUAGAUUAUAAUA